Molecule: messenger RNA, 2181 nt
Organism: Vicia faba (fava bean)
Lineage: Eukaryota; Viridiplantae; Streptophyta; Magnoliopsida; Fabales; Fabaceae
Source: the annotation of a GenBank genome assembly
AUGGAUAAAAUUAUAAUGAAGGAUACAAAGCUUUCCUCAUCAUCCUCAUCAACGUCGGAAUUUCCAACUGCGGAAGGAGUGUUAAGGCGGCGUAAUGAGACGGAACCAAUAUCAGUAAUGACGGUCCAUGACGUGUUCCUAAGUUUCAGAGGAGAAGAUACUCGUGCUUCCUUCACUUCACAUCUCUGUACCGCUCUUCUCAAUGCCGGAAUUAAGGUUUUUAUUGACGAUAAUGACCUUCAAAUAGGAGAUCAAAUUUCACCAUCUUUAUCACUAGCAAUCGCACAGUCUCAGAUUUCUAUAAUUGUUUUUUCAAUAAAUUAUCCCGAUUCACGAUGGUGUCUCGAUGAAUUGGAGAAAAUAAUGAAUUGUCGCAUAGACAGAGGGCAGGUUGUUGUUCCGGUGUUUUACCAUAUAGAUCCUUCUGAAGUGCGUCAUCAGAGAGGCCAGUUUGGAAUAGCUUUUCAACGUCUUUUGAACAAAAUUACAGACGGAAAGGAUAUCCUUUUCCUACGUGGAGCUAAUAGGGAAAUGAUAUGGAGUUUCCUACGUGGAGCUAAUAGGGAAAUGAUAUGGAGAGAAACACUUCGUAUGGCAGCUAAUAUCGCAGGGUUCGUGAUACUAAACUCCAGGAAUGAAAGUGAAGAUAUCAAAAGAAUUGUUGACAAUGUUUCACAUUUGCUCAACAAGACAGACUUGUUUGUUGCACAUAAUCCUGUUGGAAUUGAGUCUCGAGUGCAAGAAGUGAUUCAACUUCUACCCAUUCAAUCAAAUGGUGUUCUACUACUAGGGAUGUGGGGCAUGGGGGGAAUUGGCAAAACAACCCUUGCAAAAGCCAUUUACAAUAAGAUUGGCCGCAAUUUUAAAGGUAGGAGCUUCCUUGCUAAUAUUAGAGAAAAUGGGGAGAAAAUAGAUGGACUACUGGGUUUGCUAAAGCAACUUCUAUUUGAUAUCUGCAAAGAACCAACAAUCACGAUACCUAACAUCGAGUCAGGAAUGAACACAUUGCAGAGUAAACUCAGUUACAAAAAAGUACUCAUUGUACUUGAUGAUGUGAAUACGUUAGACCAAUUGCAUACUUUCUGUGGAAGUCCCAAAUGGUUUGGUCCAGGGAGUAUAAUAAUCAUCACAACCAGAGAUAUGCAUUUACUUCAAAGGAGAGUUCACAAAAUAUACAAUAUGACAAUAAUGAAUGAAAGUGAAUCAAUGGAGCUUUUUAGUUGGAAUGCAUUUAAGCAAGCGACUCCUACUAGAGAUUUUGAUAGAAUUUCCAUAAAUGUAGUUAAAUAUUCUGAGGGGUUGCCACUAGCCCUUGAAGUCCUUGGGUCUUAUUUGUAUAAUAAGACGGAGUCGGAGUGGGAACUUGUAUUGGAGAAACUCCAAAGAAUUCCUCAUAACCAAGUGCAGAAUAAGUUAAGAAUAAGUUAUGACGGUUUAAAUGAUGAUGAUGAGCAAGAAAUAUUCCUUGACAUAGCUUGUUUCUUUAUUGGGAUGGACCGAAAUGAUGUUAUACUUGUAUUAAAUGAUUGUGGACUUUCUGCUGAAAUUGGAAUAAGGGUCCUUGUUGAGCGAAGCCUCGUGACUGUUGAUGAUAAGAACAUUCUUGGAAUGCAUGGUUUGAUGCGAGAUAUGGGAAGAGAAAUCAUUCGUGAGGAAUCACCAAGGAGGCCUGAGGAACGUAGUAGGUUGUGGUUUCACGAGGAUGUGGUUGACGUAUUAUCAAGACAAAAUGGAAAAGAAGGUGUUUUGGGACUGGCUUUAAAGCUGUCUAGAGCUAAUGCAAAAUGUUUUAGUACUAAAGCAUUUGAGAAGAUGGAGAGACUCAGACUCCUUCAACUUGAUGAGGUAAAACUUGAUGGAGAUUUUGAAUAUGUUUCUAGAGAUCUGAGAUGGCUGUCAUGGAAUGGAUUAAGUCAAAUUCCUAUAAACUUCUAUCGAAAAAAUUUAGUUUCCAUCGAGUUAAAGAACAGCAAUCUUGAACUUCUAGGGAAUAAGACUCUGUGGAUGGUGAAGCUGAAAAUUCUAAAUCUUAGUCAUUCUCACUUUCUCACACAAAGCCCUGACUUUUCAAACAUGCCUAAUCUUGAAAAGCUAGUACUCAAAGAUUGUCCAUUGUUAUAUGCGAUUGAAAAGUUGGAAGAGGACUCGGAACAAACGGAAUCUUCAAUAACACUGCGAUAA